GCAUUCAGCGCUCAUUAGCACAUCGCUCCAGCAGCAGAUCUCACAGCGGCGGCGGAAAGACAGGGAACAUCCUGAAGGGAGGACGUAUGUCGAUUCGCCGAGUUGCCUGGGAAAUUGAAUGAAACGCUGCAAGGGACGGCUUUUAGAUAUUUUUAGGGCCUGCCAAUUAGGGCUCCGUUUAGUGUCGCUUACAUCGGUUUUUCGUUCACUGUGAAAUAGAGCCUUUUAUUUAUCCCACAAGAUGGGCAAUCGGGGAAUGGAGGACUUGAUUCCUCUGGUAAACCGACUGCAGGACGCGUUCUCUGCCAUCGGACAAAAUGCCAACCUAGACCUUCCUCAGAUCGCAGUGGUCGGCGGUCAGAGUGCUGGGAAGAGCUCGGUAUUGGAGAACUUUGUUGGGAAGGAUUUUCUGCCUCGUGGCUCUGGUAUUGUCACUCGGCGCCCCCUAGUGCUACAGCUCAUCAACUGCCCUACUGAAUAUGCAGAGUUUUUGCAAUGCAAAGGGAAGAAGUUUACCGAUUUUGAUGAGGUUCGUCAGGAGAUUGAGGCAGAAACAGAUCGCCUCACUGGUCAAAACAAAGGCAUUUCACCAGUCCCUAUCAGUUUGCGUGUCUAUUCGCCUCAUGUUUUGAAUCUCACCCUUGUGGACUUGCCUGGUAUGACCAAAGUGCCGGUAGGUGACCAGCCACCUGACAUUGAGUUUCAGAUCAGGGAUAUGCUAAUGCAGUUUGUGACUAAGGAGAACUGUUUGUUGCUGGCUGUGUCUCCGGCUAACUCUGACCUGGCCAACUCAGAUGCCCUCAAGAUUGCCAAGGAGGUGGACCCUCAGGGCAUGAGAACUAUAGGUGUGAUCACUAAAUUAGAUCUAAUGGAUGAAGGAACGGAUGCACGUGACAUCCUGGAGAACAAGCUUCUUCCUUUACGCAGAGGCUACAUUGGGGUUGUGAACCGCAGCCAGAAGGACAUUGAUGGCAAGAAGGACAUCAAUGCUGCAAUAGCAGCGGAGAGGAAGUUCUUCCUCACCCACCCAGCCUACAGACACCUGGCUGAUCGCAUGGGGACUCCCUACCUGCAGAAAGUUCUUAACCAGCAAUUAACUAACCACAUCCGAGACACUCUGCCAGGACUGAGGAAUAAACUUCAGAGCCAGCUGCUCUCUAUUGAGAAAGAGGUGGAGGAGUACAAGCAUUUCUGUCCCGAUGAUCCUUCUCGCAAAACCAAGGCUCUGCUACAGAUGGUGCAGCAGUUUGCAGUUGAUUUUGAGAAGUGCAUUGAGGGUUCAGGAGAUCAGGUGGACACAGUGGAGCUGUCCGGAGGUGCAAGGAUCAAUCGCAUCUUCCAUGAGCGCUUCCCCUUUGAGUUGGUUAAGAUGGAGUUUGAUGAGAAAGAGCUGCGUAAGGAGAUCAGUUACGCCAUCAAGAACAUCCACGGAAUCAGGACCGGUCUGUUUACUCCAGACAUGGCCUUUGAGACUAUUGUUAAACGGCAGAUUGCAAAGAUCAAAGAGCCGUGUCAGAAAUGUGUGGACCUUGUCAUCACUGAGCUGGUCAAUACAGUCAGGCAGUGCACCAAGAAGUUGGCUCAGUACCCCAUGCUUAGUGAAGAAAUGGAGAGGAUUGUCACCCAGCACAUCCGCGAUCGAGAGAGUCGCACUAAGAAUCAGGUCAUGUUGCUAAUUGACAUUGAGCUAGCCUACAUGAACACCAAUCAUGAGGAUUUCAUCGGUUUUGCAAACGCCCAGCAGAGAAGCAGUCAGAUGAAUAAGAAGAAGGCUGCUGGCAACCAGGAUGAGAUAAUGGUGAUCAGAAAGGGUUGGCUGACCAUCAAUAACAUUGGCAUCAUGAAAGGAGGAGCAAAGGAAUAUUGGUUUGUCCUGACCGCUGAGAAUCUGUCCUGGUACAAAGAUGACGAGGAGAAAGAGAAGAAGUACAUGCUUCCAUUGGACAACCUAAAGCUCAGAGAUUUAGAGAAGAGUUUCAUGUCAAGCAAGCUCGUGUUUGCUCUCUUUAACACUGAACAGAGGAAUGUGUAUAAAGACUACAGGCAACUUGAGUUGGCUUGUGACACCCAGGAGGAGGUGGACAGCUGGAAGGCAUCCUUCCUACGAGCUGGAGUUUACCCAGAGCGCAUCACUCAGAGUGACGCUAGUGAGGAGAACAGUUCAGAUGGCUUCAUGCACUCCAUGGAUCCUCAGCUUGAAAGGCAGGUGGAGACCAUCAGGAACCUUGUGGAUUCCUACAUGGCCAUCAUCAACAAGACUGUGCGGGACCUCAUGCCCAAGACCAUCAUGCAUCUCAUGAUCAACAACACUAAAGAAUUCAUCCAUGCUGAGUUGCUGGCUAACUUAUACUCAUGUGGAGACCAGAACUCUCUGAUGGAGGAGUCAGCAGAACAGGCUCAGCACAGGGAGGAGAUGCUGCGCAUGUACCACGCUCUGAAAGAGGCCCUCAACAUCAUCGGGGACAUCAGCACCACCACCGUCUCCACUGCCAUGCCCCCGCCGGUGGAUGACUCCUGGCUCCAGGUACAAGGAGUACCUUCAGGACGCAGAUCUCCAAUGUCUAGUCCCACUCCCCAGCGUCGGGCCCCACCUGGGCCCCCUCGUCCAGGUGCACGUACCGCCCCAGGACCCCUUACCGCUGGAGCACCUCCUGUUCCAUCCAGACCUGGAGCCUCUCCUGACCCCUUCAGCGGCCCCCCACCGCAGGUCCCCUCUCGUCCCAACCGCGCCCCACCAGGUGUCCCCAGAAUUUCUAUCAGUGACCAAUGAGGAGUCACGCAAAUGCCGUCCAAUCAAAGGAAGCCCUUCUCACAGUGAGAAUCCACAUCCUUCAUUUGGCUCUUAGAGUCAAUCAGCCUUCCUCCUCCUCUCUUUCUCUGUCUCUCCACUGCCUCUCUCUCUGUGCUUUUCCUCUGACCAAGUGCAUCCUGGCUUUGGAUGGAGCAGCAUGGAUGAAGUGGAUGAAAGAAAAGGCAGAAAGAUAAAUGAAGAAUUCGAGAGAGCUCGCUCCCUCUGUCUGAACUAUAUACACUAAUCACAUUGUAAUGGCCAUCUGAAUAAUACACCCAGUUUGGACUUGAGUCAACAUUAAAAAAAAGCUGCAAUGAUAUACUUAUUGUACUGCAGAUGCUUUGUGGUGCUUGUGUUUACUCACAAGACAAUAUCGACUCAAUCUAUUUAGAGAUAUAGAGCUAAAGGCGAAUCUGCCAUACUAAGCUUAAAGAAAAUACCUGUCUGCACACCAAUAUAAAGGAUAGCGGAUACACAACGUACUGUGGUACUGUGUGUGAAUGUAUUCUUCCUGAGAGUUUGAAGGUUAUUUGAUCCCACAGUGUUUGUUUCAGCCACAAUGUCUCCUGUAUUUUCCCUAGCAAACUAAUAAUAU
Carassius carassius (crucian carp) is the source of this 3386-nucleotide messenger RNA. RefSeq names its product dynamin-1-like. Gene Ontology annotation, cellular component: membrane; microtubule; cytoplasm. The record is from RefSeq and is a predicted model, not a curated record. The transcript is spliced from 22 exons. Gene Ontology annotation, molecular function: GTPase activity; GTP binding; microtubule binding. Lineage: Eukaryota; Metazoa; Chordata; Actinopteri; Cypriniformes; Cyprinidae. The coding region runs from base 242 to 2770 and encodes 842 amino acids.